AUGCCCGUAUACCCCCCCCCCAACAAAAAAAUGUCAACAAUUUUUCCAAUCGUUUUAGAGCGUGUAGAGGUGGGAGCAACCAUAUACACAAAUGAACAUAAAUCUUAUUGUAAGCUGAAUAAUUUAGUAUAUGUUCAUGAUUCAGUAUGUCACAGGCGUGAAUAUGUAAACCAGCAAACAGGGGUUAGUACUCGGGGUGUAGAUUCUUUCAACAAUGAAUUAAAUCCGGAUUUAAAAAAGAAGGGGUGUUGCUACAACAAAAGACAAGAAUUUUUAAAUGAGUUUAUGUGGCCUUUUAAUAAUUCAGAAAAUCGGAUUGUAUAA
Vairimorpha ceranae is the source of this 324-nucleotide messenger RNA. RefSeq lists its product as hypothetical. Lineage: Eukaryota; Fungi; Microsporidia; Nosematidae. Bases 1 to 324 code for a protein of 107 amino acids. The record is from RefSeq and is a predicted model, not a curated record. The transcript has a single exon.